Messenger RNA from Lentinula edodes (shiitake mushroom), 1908 nucleotides. RefSeq lists its product as uncharacterized. The record is from RefSeq and is a predicted model, not a curated record. Bases 63 to 1541 code for a protein of 492 amino acids. The transcript is spliced from 2 exons. NCBI's taxonomy places the organism in Eukaryota, Fungi, Basidiomycota, Agaricomycetes, Agaricales, Omphalotaceae.
GUGAGAGUGGGAGUGGGAGUGGGAGUGGGAGUGGGAGUGGGGGUGGAGAUAGGGACAGGGAUAUGGGUGGGGAAGGGAAUGGGAAUGGGGAGAGAGCGAUGAACGCUGUGUAUGAAAUGAGUAUUGAGUGGUUGGGUCGGUUGUAUCAGUCUAUUUCUAUUCAGGACAUACGUGGACAAGGAGAGGCAUCGACUUGUACGGAUACCAAUACCAAUACCACCUCCACUACCUCCACCACCUACUCAUCCACCUCAAUCAAUACCUCCUCCACAUCCAUCACCACCUCCACCCCCAUCGAUAUCACCACCACCCUCGAACAAACCAUCCUCUCCCUAAUCCGCGACCUCCAGACCCAUUCCCGGAUGGGGAAGAUCUUCCCCACGCGGACGUUCGUGGAACACCUGUGGGAGGUGGUGGUGUUUGGGUGUGGGUUGGUUAUGUCGUCGAAGUGUUGUGCAUCUACGUCGUCCACGUCUAGGUCUACGUCUAGGUCUAUGGGUUCAACGACGUCUGCCGCUGUGGUGAACCGUUCAUCUUCUGAGUCUUUGACCACAUUAACAACACCAUUAUCACAUACAUCCCAACCCUCCUCUCAACCCUCUCAACCCUCCCAGCCCCCCUCCCAGCCCUCUCCUUCUCCUCCGUCUCCUUCUCCCUCUCUAUCAUUCAUAAUCCCCACAACCCACAUCCUCUCCGCCCAGGAAACGUUCGAGGAAGCAAUCAAGCCUCGGCAGGUCGCGUUGUCGGGGCUGAUGAAUCGGUUGCAUAGGAGGUUGUUCCGAAGGUUGGAUCGGUCUGGGGGCGGGAGGGGUAGUAGAAGUGGAAUCAAUGUGAACGGGACAAGUGGGUUGAAUGGGUUGUUGAAUGCGAAGAACGCGAAGAAGACAAGAAGAAGAAGUUUCUCUGACGUCGAUGGAGUUGAUGGGGAGAGUGUUUCGAGUAACAAACGUCUUCGCCUAUCCACUGGUUCCGCGAAGUACUCCAACCACUCAAACUACUCCAACCACUCAAACUACUCCAACCACUCAAACUACUCCAACCACCCAAACUACCCCACCUACUCUCCCUACUCAACCUAUUCCCACAACCCCUCCGUCUCCGCCUCGAGAUCCACCUCCGUCCCAGGAUCCGCGUCUACAUCCGUUAUUGAUCUCGAUGACAUCGAGGUUACUGAUGUUACCGAUGUCGUGGACGACGAUAUGCAGGACAACGUGGCGGACAACAACAACAACGACAACGAAGAGAUACAGAACGCCUGGGAUAACGAUGAUGACAACGAUCCUGAUUCCCAUCAUACUUCUCUUUAUGGAUCCCGCUCGAUGUCUGUGAUGAGCCUCGGUUCUUACCACGGAGAUGGUAGAGGUAGAGGCGCGGAUGGAAAUGGAAAUGAACGCGGGGAAGGUGAAGGUCUGGAUGAUGAGGGAGGUGAAAGUGAAGAAAGAGAAGAGGAGACAGAGAAGAAGAAGGUCGUAACAGUCGCGAUGCUGAGAGCGUUAACGAGGGAUUUGAAGGAGAGAUAUCGAUAUCGGACUAGUUCUUGAGGUGGUGCUUUAGUGCGUUGGUGCGUUGGUGCUGUUGAGCACUUGCGUGAAGUCAGCUUGGAGGUAGAGUAGAGGUGGCUGUUGAAAUACUUGGAAAAUCGUGGCAUGCGUCCCGGUUGUACUACCUUUUACUACAUACAUCAUACAUACAUAACACACAUACACACAUACCAGAUACUUUUCUCUUUUUUCUCUUUUUUUCUCUUUUUCUUUUUCGGUUUUUUUCUUUCGUCCUCAAACUCCCCUUCGGAAUACGUACAAUCAUACGCGUGUUUACUCCAUCCAUCCCAUCCAAUACAUAUAUGUUUCGUCUAGUUUCAUUUGUCGUCGCAAAAGGAAUGUUUAAUCAAUUCGUGAAGUGCUCGAC